This is a messenger RNA of Pseudomassariella vexata, 879 nucleotides long. RefSeq lists its product as uncharacterized. The coding region runs from base 62 to 574 and encodes 170 amino acids. NCBI's taxonomy places the organism in Eukaryota, Fungi, Ascomycota, Sordariomycetes, Amphisphaeriales, Pseudomassariaceae. The transcript has a single exon. The record is from RefSeq and is a predicted model, not a curated record.
UAUCAAGCUCAUUCAUUAAGCACCAUGCAAAACGGCAAUCUUCCAGUCAUGUUUGGCUGAAAUGAGAAAAUUUUUCCCUCGGUUUCAAAAACUACCUCAGGAGCUGCAGGAUGUGAUUUGCGACUUCGCAUCGCUUCCCUGCCAGCUCCGGCAUAUUCUACUCAAAGAGCCACAAGCAACACGGGCACCUCGUAUACCCCGACUCGAACCGCCCGGCGGCUUCCACGUCUGCUCUAUAUCAUGCCAAGAAGCGAUAAAGAGUGGUAUCUUUUUGAUACUGCCCACACGGUUUCUAGAAAGGGAGACUCCUCUGAAAGAUGAUGGACUGCCAUUCAUGAAGCAGCUUCGCACUGACAAGUGUUUAGUUCCACGGCUCCGCAGGAAAUAUCUCAUCAUGGCUCAUUUUCAACCAUGCUGUCACAAAGCCGCUGAGUUGAUUUCGCACAUCGGCCAACUUCUACGACUGGUCCAUGUGCAAAGUAUAUUACCCCACGGCGGACUUCUCCGUAAAAGUGAAAAGGGGCCAGGACAUGACAUGAUGAUGCACAAUCUGAGGCUCUUGAACAGCGGUUAGUCAGCAGGGCCGAACUCGGUUAUGUCAAAACGGGCACAUCAGGCUCAUGUCAAGUUUUAUUUGUCGAUGGCAGGAGGUUUGCCUGAGGAGGAGGCCGCCAAGGCACGGGUGGAAGAUUGCGAUCAAGACUUUGAGGGUGUAUCAGACUUUGUUCCAGUCGUGUUGCUAGAACCGGUGCUGAAACCGCUGCCGGAAACACCAUCACGACUCUGGUGCUGGGUCCAGAAGAAAACUGCUGGGUGGUAUAUAACGAUAUCACGACGACUUUCGUCCUGAGGGUUGCGCUGGCUCUCAUCCUCACCAAC